Hibiscus syriacus is the source of this 777-nucleotide messenger RNA. RefSeq names its product ethylene-responsive transcription factor 13-like. NCBI's taxonomy places the organism in Eukaryota, Viridiplantae, Streptophyta, Magnoliopsida, Malvales, Malvaceae. Gene Ontology annotation, molecular function: DNA-binding transcription factor activity; DNA binding. The record is from RefSeq and is a predicted model, not a curated record. The transcript has a single exon. Gene Ontology annotation, biological process: ethylene-activated signaling pathway; regulation of DNA-templated transcription. The coding region runs from base 1 to 774 and encodes 257 amino acids.
AUGAAUAUGGAGAUUUUGUCUGAAUCAGAUUUCAACAUCCUUGAAUCUUUUCAACGUUUCUUAGAUAGUUUUGACGAAUCUCAACCUCCUCCACCGCCGCCAACAACAACUUCCACCUGCAAUAAUAUUGUUCUUAAACCUUCCUAUAACCGGAGUUCAAGUUUUGGUUGUAUCUGUUUCAAUGAAAGUUGGGGUGAUUUGCCUUUAAAGAUUGAUGAUUCCGAAGAUAUGCUGCUUUACACUACUUUACACGAUGCGGUAAACUCAGGGUGGAGCCCUUUAAAAGACGUUGAUUCGAAAGCGGUUGAAUGCAGCGAAGAGAAGGAUAGGAUCAAAGCGGAGCGUAAACCCAACGUGCCCCCGUCGAGGGGGGCGAGCUUUAAAGGAGUGAGGAGAAGGCCGUGGGGGAAGUACGCGGCAGAGAUAAGGGAUCCUAAGAGGAACGGUUCGAGGAUUUGGCUGGGGACUUACGAGACGCCUGAGGAUGCUGCAUUGGCUUACGAUAGAGCCGCUUUCGAAAUGCGUGGGGCUAAGGCUAAAUUGAAUUUCCCUCACUUGAUUGGCUCUAGUGAUCGGGAGCCGAUCAGAGUGGGCUCAAGGCGUCGCUCACUGCAACCUCCAGCUUCCCCACCGCCCCCCAAGAGAAGGAAGAGUACGGGUGCAAGUAACUCGACGGCUACAGCCGAGGAACCGGGGAACGCAACCUUAGCUGCGCCAAUGGAGGUCAUUCAAAUGAGUUCAUGGACACCUGGAGACCAGUUUUGGAAUUUCUAGUUA